Stomoxys calcitrans (stable fly) is the source of this 3759-nucleotide messenger RNA. Its product is annotated as putative dual specificity tyrosine-phosphorylation-regulated kinase 3 homolog. Gene Ontology annotation, molecular function: ATP binding; protein serine/threonine/tyrosine kinase activity; protein serine/threonine kinase activity. The record is from RefSeq and is a predicted model, not a curated record. NCBI's taxonomy places the organism in Eukaryota, Metazoa, Arthropoda, Insecta, Diptera, Muscidae. Gene Ontology annotation, biological process: peptidyl-serine phosphorylation; peptidyl-threonine phosphorylation. The transcript has a single exon. Gene Ontology annotation, cellular component: nucleus. Bases 965 to 3487 code for a protein of 840 amino acids.
GAGAACAAGUUGACAUCCUCAAUGCCAAGUAUUGCCAAAAAUUAAAAAAAAAAAUGUAUUUCGGCUGAUCGCUUGGCUUAACCUUAUUUAGUGUAUCCUGCAUGCGGAUUCAAGCGCGGUCUAUUCGUAUUCGACAGACAAGUCUUAUGAAUACCGAUAUGUCUUAGCGUCUAAUGGCAGCUUAAGCGUUUUGGCAGUUGUUCGGAUGAAAAUCCAAAGUCAGUACUAGGCUAUAGAAUUCAGUAUAUUUCGGACGAAAUUAAAAGACAAUUUUCGUACGAAUGGUCUUAGCACUAGACUUUUGAAUGAAUGAAAACGCCAGCCGCCAGCAUUGUGUAUCAUUUCUUAACUAUACCAAAACAUGCGCGCUGGCAAGCAACGUCUAAAAGCAGCACUUGGAAUUUAUGAGUUCAGAGUUAAUAACAAGUUUCCUUCCAAGUUUUAAGUUUUUCUUCUUAAUAAAAUUGGCAUUAUAUUUUUUCCUAUUGUCAAUUCCAAUAAAACACACUUCUUGGAUAGUUAACGUGACGCAUACUAUAAGAAGGAAGCUUCUUGGAAAUCUUUUCACACAAGUUUUGUGUGCUAAAAAUUGAGGACACCAAGAAAAUGUUUUUUUAGUAAAAAAAAUCGAUUGUGAAAUCGUUUGAGAGAAUUCUGCAUUCCCACAACAGGAACACGACAUCUUGUGCAGUGGGAUAAUGGAGAACAAAGGAAAUUUUAAUUUUAGUUGAUAAUUUGUCGUCGCCGUCUCUUACGCAGAAUCUAGAAUCUCCUUCCGUGCAUCAGCAUCAUUCACGAGGAGCCAUCAUCGACACCACUUCACAUACAACCUCACACAAAAAAAUACACAUUGGAGGAAAUCAAUCCCAAGAUCAUAAAAGGUCAAGUUGUGCUAACAUAGCAGCCAUUUACAAGUCGGAUCUCAUAUUUGUAACAAAAACAGCUUUAACAGUCAGCACAGGAAAUGGUGGGUUCCAAAGCACAACAACCAACAACUACUCAGCAAGCUAGUAAACAUAAUAAUCAUACGGCACAGACAACAACAACUCAGCCGGCAGGCAAGCAUAAUCAUCAUGUCUCAGCCACCAGCACAACAUCCGUCAAUUCACCAUCAUCACUAUCCACUACCAGUAGCAACAAAGAUCUAUUGUCCAUCAGUAGCGCAAUUGGCGUUGUUGGUGGUACCCUCGAGAAUGCAACAACAAAUCAAAUGUACUCCCCCAGGAGUGUGAACAGCAUUAGUAGCUGUUUUCGAAAUAAUAGCAUUAACAAAAUUAGUAUAAAUCCAUUUCAUUCGCUUAUUGGAUCACAUCCAUCCGUAUCAUCGCCCUCAUCGACAUCAAUAGCUUUUGACGCCAACAUAAACACUGCCUUAAUAAGCAAGCAAAUAUAUGCCCAAAAUGAUUACAGGAACAAACAGCCACAGCAGCAGCCACAAUCCGACAGUGAUAAUACAGAUGGUGCCACCAAGUCGAAGGAAUCUUCUCUAGCAGCAGCUCAACACUCCACGUUCUCGAAUCAUUUUAGUGCUAGUUCUGCAAAGGAAUUACUAAAAAUCCCCAAUAAAAUUAAUCCAAAUCCUACAAAUACUCCAACGAAAUCUGCCCCAGGCAACAAACACUUAACAAAAGCUGCUUCUGAACCGGGUAAUCAUCCAGACUCGUCAUCCUCAUCACCAGGUGGUAGUUGUGGCGGCGGCCAAAGUGAUCCAGGCAAAACAGUUAGCAACGCUUUAGUUCCCCUCGCAGCUACCCAAAAUAGCCUUUUCUCAUUUCACGAUCAAAUUCUUAUGUCGGGCCAACAAAAGAGUGCCAUGGCUGAAAAGCCUAAGCCUUUGAUUGUGUCACCCCAGCAGGUUAUGGUCUUAUAUAUGCAUAAGCUCACGCCAUACGAACGUACAGAGAUAUUGUCAUACAGGCAAAUCUAUUUCAUUGGAGCGAAUGCCAAGAAGCGGCCCGGUCUUUUUGGUCCAAACAACUGUGAUUAUGACAAUGAACAAGGUGCUUAUAUUCAUAUACCCCACGACCAUGUCGCUUACCGCUAUGAAAUGUUGAAGAUCAUCGGCAAAGGCAGCUUUGGCCAAGUGAUAAAGGCCUACGACCACAAAACGCACGAACAUGUCGCUCUCAAAAUGGUGCGCAACGAGAAGCGCUUCCAUCGUCAGGCGCAGGAGGAAAUACGAAUUUUGCAUCAUCUUCGACGACAAGAUAAAUACAACACUAUGAACAUCAUACAUAUGUACGAUUAUUUUACUUUCCGUAAUCACAUGUGCAUCACCUUUGAACUGCUGAACAUCAAUCUGUACGAGCUGAUUAAAAAGAACGGAUUUAAGGGAUUCAGUCUGCAGCUAAUGCGUAAAUUCGCCCAUUCAUUGUUGCAGUGCCUUGACGUUUUGUAUAAGAACGAAAUCAUCCAUUGCGAUAUGAAGCCGGAGAAUGUGUUGCUGAAACAACAAGGACGUUCAGGCAUCAAGGUUAUAGACUUUGGAUCAUCUUGCUAUGAGAGCCAAAGAGUGUAUACGUACAUACAAUCGCGUUUCUAUCGAGCGCCCGAAGUUAUUUUGGGAUCCAAAUAUGGGCGACCCAUUGAUAUGUGGUCGUUGGGUUGUAUACUGGCUGAGCUGUUGUCGGGACGAGCUCUGUUUCCAGGAGAAAAUGAGGCUGAUCAAUUGGCGUGUAUUUUGGAGGUACUGGGUAUGCCACCCAAGCAUUUAUUGGCCAAUUCAAAACGUACCAAAAUGUUCUUCAACUCGGAGGGAUAUCCACGCUAUUGUACGGUGCGCAACAUGAGCGAUGGAACUGUAGUGCUUGUGGGUGGACAAUCAAGGCGCGGCAAGCCUCGAGGUCCCCCGGGAUCAAAAAGUCUAUCGAAAGCGCUUGACGGUUGCAAUGAUCCGCUCUUUUUGAACUUCAUCAGGGGCUGCUUGGAGUGGGAUCCCGAGAAGCGACUAACACCUGCGGAAGCUUUAAAACACCCAUGGCUGCGUAGGCGACUACCCAGGCCACCUAGCAGCCAUAUAAAUGGUGCCAUCAGCAGCAGCAGUGGUCCCGGCAGCACUUGCGAUGAGAAAUCGCCCAUAAGUGCAAAUCCCAGCACUGAUAGUGGCAGGGCGAGUGGAUCCUCUGCCAAUACGGAUAUUAGGAAAAUUAGCCAUACUAAAGACUGUUUAGCAGCUCUCACCGCCAUUGGUACGGUGGGACCCUUAGUCUCAUCAUUAAUAUCUCAACAAUCUACAGAUACUCUGUGGGGCCAUCAUCAGACAUCCAGUCAGACAUCUCAUCAAAUCGAGGGGGGCACUAGGACCUAUAGCAAAUUAUCAACAACAUCCGAAUUUUUGGGGGCGUAUCCAGACUCUAACCUCAUUUUAAUGCCCAACAGCAGUAGCCAUCAACAGAGACGUGACAGUGAAGGUCACGCGCACCACUCGUCCAAAGUGGCAACUAAUCAACAACAACAGCAACAACACCAACAACAAACUGAGGAGUAGAAUUUACACAAAAUUCACUAUAUAAGAAAUAUAUGUGUGUGUGUGUUUAGCAGCAGGCGGCAGCGGCAGAAGCAGCAGCAGCAGCUCGCAUCUCUCGUGUCGUAUUUAGUUAUACUCGUAUGUACAGUAUUUAGUUUGUUUUAAAUAUAAGUCUGAGAUUGUUCAUUCGAAUUAGUGUGUUCAUAUAUAGAUUAUUACUAUGAAUGUCCUCGUAUGAGAUUUAGAUAUAAACAAUUCAUCAUUAAUAAUAAAUAUCCACUGAUUCUGGAAAA